AUGACUUCUCCAAUAACGCCGCAACAAAGUUACCCCGAUGUAGAGCCGCCUCGUCAUCAGUUGACCGACACAUUGGAGCUUUUACAAAAUGUAAUCAAGGAUAUUGAGAAUGAUGCGUAUAACCCAGAAGUCCGUAGUCUCCUGGACACAAUCGAGACCAAAAUUAAACCAAGACAAGACCCUACUUCACCAGCAGCCGUCACAAACAAUCUCCUUCAAAUCAUCGUCGAGGCAUCUCGCUACCUUGGCGUCGGCCUCGGAAAUGGAACGAUCCAAGGCCUCAAAAUCAAAGCCGCGAAUCUCCAACCCAACACAGCUGUCCUUCCACCUUCUGGCAUCAACGCCAAAGCCGAAAUGCUAGGAGAAGGCAUUACAGCCGAACUGAUCGGGUCUCUGAACUUAAAUUCUUUCUUCCCAACCACCGACGACCAACGAAAUCUCGCGGUCCGCUCCCUCUCACAAGGUCUAGGUAGUGGAGCAGCAGCAGGACUGAACCUCAAACCCAUGGACGUCGCCGCAUUCGAUAAAACAGGCAUCAACGGCAUCGCAGGUAAUCUUGGGCAAGGUCUCACAUCCUCUUUUUUCGGUGGUGUCGAUUUUCCCAAAGUCCUCGGCGCAGUGAUGGGAGGCCUGAUGGGACCAGAGGCCAACGUAGCAGCGCUCUCGUUCGCUCAAGGGCUGGGAAGUGGUGCGGCAUCUGCUCUGCAACUGACGGAUCGUCAAGCGGGAAAUGUAUCGUUCAGAUCAGAUGGCUUGAAUGGCAUAGCGGGGAAUCUUGGCCAAGGUUUUACGACGUCGCUGCUGAAUGGUGUGAGUCUCAAUAUGGUCAUCUCCCAAGUCACAGGUAGGAUUUCUGGCCAGACAGUCUUGAAAGCUGCGCUAGGUCUGGGCAGUGGACUUGGUGAUGGGGCAGUGAUUGGGCUGGACAUCCAACCAGAUAGUGCCGUGGCUGCUCCAGAAGCACCUGCAGAUCCAGAUGUUGCGGUUGUGCUCGAGAUGUUUGGGAGGGGUCUGACUAGUUCGUUCCUGGCACAUGACACGCUGUCUCAGCUCCUAUCGAAGGCUACGGACAAUAUGUCGUUGGUAUCUGGUUCGAAGAGAAUUGCUCAAGUAUUCACUAUUGGGUUGGUUGAUGGUGUACAGCAAAGUAUCGAAAACGCAGGUGGAAUCAGCAGGGUUUUUGGACUAAGUCCCGAUCAGAUGGUUGGUAUGAUGCCACUUCCGACAUCGAGUACGUACAACGACACUGUCGGCGGCGUGGCUGUUGGGUUGGGAAAUGGUCUGGGAUUUGAAUUUGCGAAAGGUCUUCUCCAGUCUCUGGGCAAGCCUGCUCUGGAUUCAAACUCUGUACCCGCAGGUGUAGUGUCGAAUUCUUCAACCGCAAGGGCCAAACGAUCCCAUGCGGUGCGAGCUGACCAAACUCCUAUCAAACCCUCAAAAUUUAACACCUUGACCACCAGCUCAGUACUCGAUCCGUUUCUCCAGAUGGGAGUUGACGCUUUAUCCUGCGACGGCGUCGGUGGUGUAUCAUCAAUCAUCCAUGCCUUACGAGGAAGUAAAGCAUUCGAAGGAGACAGGUUCCGAAAUUUUACUUCUGCUCUAGGUGCCCUUGCAAAUCAGACAUACACAAUUGAGGAUUCUGGGAAUACUUACACCAUCAAUGUCGGGAAGCAGCUGCUCACUGUCAAUGGAAAUAGCCUGAAGAGACAUAUGGACCUGACGAUUGCACAUUAUGUUUUCGCAGCCAUCGUAUACGCCCUCGCUAUCCCUUUCAUCCUCAUUCUCAACUCGAUUCGCAACCUUGGCACACUGACAUGUUCUUCGAUCCGCUAUCCAUUCCUUCUCAAGACCCAGAGAUGGCAACUCCUCAUAGGUCUCGCAGUCGGUUUCCCAGCUCUUCUCAUAACCAUUGUCUUGGGUAUUCUUGGGGAAGGAAAACGCUCUCAUUUCUAUUCUGCUCAUGCAAUCCUCGCUCUCCUUCUAACCCUCUCCACUAUUGCCACCCUCCCACUGUUCCUCCUCCGCACUCAUAACCCUCACCCACGUAUUACUCUCGCUCACGCCCUCAACUUGACUCUUCUCUUCGCUCUUACACCCCUCACGAUUCUAACCGGUUUUCUCGACCUCUCAUCAAUCUCCUCUUGUAUAUUUCAAUUCCUGCCCCAAACCCUCUUCGUAUUUUCUGGCUUCCUGUUUGCCGCACCGCUGGUUUUUGCCGUGAGUCUGAUUGCCGUUGAGAGGGUUUGGAGGGAAGAGGGGAGGAGUUGUGGGAAUGGUGAGGGAAGUUGA
Molecule: messenger RNA, 2289 nt
Organism: Cadophora gregata
Lineage: Eukaryota; Fungi; Ascomycota; Leotiomycetes; Helotiales; Ploettnerulaceae
Exons: 5
Coding region: 1-2289 (762 amino acids)
Source: RefSeq, a predicted model, not a curated record